CUUGGCUGUCACGAACCACACCACAUAGAGAGAGAAACAAAAAAAGCUAGAGAGAGAAACAAGGGUAUCGUUUACGAACAACAAGAAACUCUGGAUUCCACCUCUUCCCGUCCUUCGAGACGGUGGUUACGCUGCUUGCUCUUCAGGCUGGUCUGGGUUUGAAUCUAAAAGGUUGUGAUUUGUAUCUCGAGACAUGGAGGGAGUUUGUUUCUCAACAAAUGGCUACCAGUUUCUGUUUUUUGCAUUCCAAGAAGUGCUUGAUUGGCGGUUUUUCAUCCUUGGAAAUUUCCUUCCGGUUUCCUUUGUUAAUUGCACUUAGUGUUCUGUUCCUCGUUAAUGAUCAGCACAGGGUGCGUGAUGCUAGUUUCUUCUGAUACAGGUGCUGCAUCUUUAGUGCACUUAUGCAAUGCAUUGCUGACCCAACAUUCAGUUAUAUCCUCUGGUAAAUCCUCUUCUGGGGGAUGAAGUAUAUCGAUUGGUGACUGAAUAUUGGAUUCUGCGUGCAUCUUUGAGUGAAGCAUUUGCAUUGAUUCAGUACAGAUUGUAGUUAUCGUUUCGUGGUUACUCUUGAUGGGUAUUGUUGCUGACAAUACAUCCUUUACCUGAAGGUUCUGAAACAAAUCUUACAGAAAUUAGAUGAAUUAGAUAUUAUCGUAGUCCUGAAGUCUUGGGUCAAGGUGGUUUUAGCUAUUGGUUGAUGCUAUUGCUUUGAUCAAUCGGUUUGGUGGGACCUCAGAAGUGUCAGUAUGAUAUCUGAAAGUGCUGCUUUGUAUUCCAAGGGCGCAAUGGAGAGGUACACGAUAAUUAAGGAAGUUGGUGAUGGAACGUUUGGGACUGUCUGGAGAGCUAUAAAUAAGCAAACUGGUGAAGUUGUUGCAAUCAAGAAAAUGAAGAAGAAAUAUUACUCUUGGGAGGAGUGUGUAAACCUGAGAGAAGUCAAGUCAUUACGAAAAAUGAACCACCCAAAUAUUGUUAAGCUGAAGGAAGUUAUUCGAGAAAGUGACAUUCUGUACUUUGUUUUUGAGUAUAUGGAAUGCAACCUUUACCAUCUUAUGAAAGAUAGGGAAAAGCUGUUCUCUGAAGGUGAAAUUAGAAAUUGGUGUUUUCAGGUUUUCCAAGGUCUUGCUUACAUGCACCAGCGUGGAUACUUCCAUCGCGACAUGAAACCUGAAAACUUGCUGGUUACCAAGGAUAUUAUAAAAAUUGCCGAUUUUGGCCUAGCCCGAGAGAUCAGCUCACAACCACCCUACACUGAGUAUGUCUCCACACGAUGGUAUCGUGCUCCUGAAGUGCUGCUUCAGUCUCAUCUAUAUAACUCCAAAGUUGACAUGUGGGCAAUGGGUGCUAUAAUGGCUGAGCUGUUAUCUCUCCGUCCUCUGUUCCCAGGAGUCAGUGAAGCGGAUGAGAUUUACAAAAUAUGUGGUGUGAUAGGCAGUCCAACCAUUGAAUCAUGGGCUGAUGGACUGAGACUUGCAAGGGCUAUUAACUAUCAGUUUCCACAGCUUGCUGGUGUACAUCUUUCUGCAUUGAUCCCAUCUGCAAGUGAUGAUGCAAUUAGCCUAAUCACAUCACUUUGCUCCUGGGAUCCCUGCAAGAGGCCAACAGCUUCAGAGGCCCUUCAACAUCCUUUCUUCCAGAGUUGCUUUUACAUUCCUCCAUCCCUUCGCACCAGAGCAGUAGCGAGAACUCCUCCACCUGCUGCAACUAGAGGGGCACUGGAUCAGCAGGGGGCUAAGAGAUACUCCGGUGUUUUGCCUAAUUCAAAGCUGACCAAUAAUUUUUCUUCUCUGAAAGUGCAUCCUUCCUUAGUUUCAGGUGUCCAACGGAAGCUGGAUAUGGUAAAUCAGGAUGGAAUGAAGAAAGAGAAUUCGAUGAAGACUUCGAUACAGUCAAAAUAUCGACAGCCAGGGAAGGACAGUCCAAUCACUAUGGUUGUGUUAGCAGCUUCUAUGAUCAAAGGGAGGGGGGUUUCCGAGACUACCGAGAGGUUGGCCAAUAUGUCUGUUGGUACUCGGAGACAGUCCAUGGGGCAAUCCCGUCCUCCAAUGAAGGCUGGAGGAGUCAAUUGGAUUUCUGAAUCUGGAAACUUCAUGCUCAGGCCCGCACAACAGAUUCCAACUGGAAGAACCUUCACAAGAAAAGUUGCCGGAUGAAACCUCAAUGUUGUGAAUGUCCUUUACAAGUAUUAAAAUAAAUGUCGGUUUUGACAUAUUCUGAUUAUGACUCUGCAAGUCUUAAACUGCUCAAACUAGUAUUGUUUGGCGUUGUUUGUAAUCGUUUCGUACUAUCUAUUGUAUUAUUGGGCGUAGAUGGCUUUGCUUAUACUUAUGCUGAUGCCUUUCUAGUUAUAUAUAUGCGAGCUUGUGAUUGAAGGUUUCCCCUA
This is a messenger RNA of Lotus japonicus, 2383 nucleotides long. Its product is annotated as cyclin-dependent kinase F-4-like. Gene Ontology annotation, cellular component: nucleus; cytoplasm. Gene Ontology annotation, molecular function: ATP binding; protein serine/threonine kinase activity. NCBI's taxonomy places the organism in Eukaryota, Viridiplantae, Streptophyta, Magnoliopsida, Fabales, Fabaceae. Bases 747 to 2153 code for a protein of 468 amino acids. Gene Ontology annotation, biological process: intracellular signal transduction; protein phosphorylation. The record is from RefSeq and is a predicted model, not a curated record. The transcript is spliced from 20 exons.